This is a messenger RNA of Raphanus sativus (radish), 1815 nucleotides long. RefSeq names its product transcription factor IIIB 60 kDa subunit. Gene Ontology annotation, cellular component: nucleus; transcription preinitiation complex; transcription factor TFIIIB complex. The record is from RefSeq and is a predicted model, not a curated record. Gene Ontology annotation, biological process: DNA-templated transcription initiation; transcription preinitiation complex assembly; transcription by RNA polymerase III. Bases 252 to 1730 code for a protein of 492 amino acids. The transcript has 15 exons. Gene Ontology annotation, molecular function: RNA polymerase III general transcription initiation factor activity; RNA polymerase III type 3 promoter sequence-specific DNA binding; TBP-class protein binding. NCBI's taxonomy places the organism in Eukaryota, Viridiplantae, Streptophyta, Magnoliopsida, Brassicales, Brassicaceae.
GGCCUGCGGCCCAUCUUAACAGCAUAGCGCGACCGGAGCGCUCGAUAUAAAAAGCGUGACGAGUGUCUGCAAUUCUCCCUCAGUUUUUUUUUGGUGCCGUGCCGUGAGUGUUUCGUUUCUUUUGAUACACGAUUGAAGCCUAAUAAAAAACCCCCCUCUCGACUGCGACUGCGACUGCUGGGAAGGAAGUUGCCGGAUUACGCCCAGAAGGCGGUGCUUUGUAAGUGUUUUUCGAUUUUGAAGAUGAGUUAAUGAAUUUGAGAGAUGCUUUGCAAAUUGGUGAUGACAGUGAUGUUGUGGUCAAUAUGGCUUUCCGAUUAUUUAUGAUGGCAGCUGACCAAAACUUCACCAGAGGGCGCAGAAGUGAACUAGUACUCUCUUCCUGUCUCUACUUGGCUUGCAGGAAAAAGAAAAUUGCGGUUCUUCUUAUUGAUUUUUCAAGCUACCUUCGAGUUUCCGUUUACGAGUUAGGUUCUGUCUACUUGCAACUCUGUGAACUGUUCUAUAUGGUGGAUAACCCGAACCGUGAGGACCUUGAGGAGCUUGUUGAUCCUUCAAUCUUCAUUGAACGAUUCACAAAAGGCUUAUUGAAAGGUGGUGCACAUGGCAAGAAAACAAAAGAAGAUGUCAUGAAAACGACCGAGAACAUUAUCUCAAGUAUGAAGAGAGAUUGGAUGCAGACUGGCCGGAAACCAAGUGGAAUAUGUGGAGCAGCAAUGUACAUAGCUGCCAUUUCUCAGGGUAUCACCUGCUCGACGACAGAUAUUGCACACAUUGUGCAUAUGUGUGGAGCAACAAUAACCAAAAGAUUGAAUGAGUUUGCUAAUACCGAAGCUGCAAGUUUAACUGUUGAGGAGCUCGAUAAAAGCAAAAGUAUACCUUUUACGCCAAGACCAAAUUCUGACAAAGAAGUAGUGAACUGUAAACAUAAGGAUUCACAAAGUUUUGGUUAUGGAUUAUGCAAGGACUGUCACGAAAAGUUCAUGAAAGUUUCUGGUGGAGUUGUUGGUGGGUCGGAUCCUCCUGCUUUCCAGCGAGCAGAGAAAGAGAGAAUGGCAAAAGCAGCUAGAGAAGAAAACGAGGGAGGAGGCAUUGAGAAAAUCGAAGAAGAACCAUACUGGAAUGCUGAAGCUUCGGAUGAAUCAGACAAUCUUUCUGACCUCGAUGGUGACCCUGUGGUGGAUGGCUGUAUUCUUGACGAGGACGAAAAGGUAGCCAUGAAGAAAUCAUGGGAGUUUCUUAACAGAGACUGGCUUAAGGAGCAAGCAGAUAAGGAAGCAGCUCUGAAGACUGCUAGUGAAGCUUUCAACGCGAGCAAUGCUAAUUGCCCUGAAUACGCAAGAAAUCUUGUUGAAGCUUCUAAAGCAUCUGUGACUAAUUCUAGAAAGGAAAAGCGAAAAAAACGUGCAGAGGAAGCAAAGAACGCGCCUCCCGCAUCCACACCUUUGGAAGCUGUUACCAGAGCGCUUGAUAGAAAGAAUAUCAGUUUCAACUACGAACUUUUGGAAGAGCUCUUAGAUACUUCCUCAGGUGAGAAGUCUCACAAGAAAUCAAGAACCGAAACAGUUAUAGAGAAGAAGAAGAAGGAAGUUGAAAUUGAAGAGGAGGAAGAAGAAGAAGCUGAAGAAGAUGAAGAACAACCAUACGAAAUGAACACAGAUGAGAAAUUCUAUGAAGACCAAGUAGAAGAGGAAAAGGAUGAGGAUGGUUAUGAUUUUGGAUUGUAUUAAUAUAUUAUCUAAUUAUAUUAUAUUUUUAUUCAUUUUUGUUUUGCCGGACUGGUUAAACAAAUUUAUGUGCAUCAGUGUAUUAUAA